CUUUCUGGGUUUUGAUUUAGAAAGUGUUUAUACAAGUAAAGGAGUGAUAGAGAUUUAUACAAGUACUGCAAAAUUUGAAGCAACUCCAACAGAAGCAGCUUUACCGACAAGAAAAGAUACAAAAAUACUUGUUUUAAACACUUUGAGUGGGUAAUUCGUUAGCUAAUGACCUAAAGUGUAAACACGUUCAAGAGAGGGAAUUGGCUGUAGCUCGGGGAAAACAAGGACUGGGAAGUGCACCCAUCUAGAAAUACUGGGUUGUAAAAUAUCAAAACAGAGAGGGUAAGUUUCUGAUAUGGAUUAUCAGUUCGAGGAGGUACAAUGGAUAGGUUUUUCUCACUAGGAGGAAGAGGAAGUAACAGCCAAGAAUAUCAGCAAAGCAACCCACCAACUGAAAUUCAAACCGAGUGCUGGUUCUGGUAUAAAAACGAGAAUAUUUCUUACGAGGGUUUCGAGCCAUGGCAACAACUGCAACAGCAACAACUUUGUUCAUCAGCAGCGGGGUUAGGUGUUGGCCCUAACAGGAGCUCGAUCAACGUUUCUGAUGAUUCUUCGAGCUCGAGAUCGGCUUUCGGGAUUGAGAGAAGUAGUAGUGGAGGAGGGAAAGGCCGAAGCAUGAAUUGCCAAGAUUGUGGGAAUCAAGCUAAGAAAGAUUGUCUUCACAAGAGGUGUAGAACUUGUUGUAAGAGCCGAGGAUUUGAUUGCCAGACCCAUGUUAAAAGUACUUGGCUUCCUGCUUCUAAGCGCCGUGAAAGGCAACAAAAUCUUCCUGCUGCUAUGCAGCAGCAACAACAACAACAGCCGCAGCAGCAGCUUCGUGGAGAGAACCUCAAAAGACAGCGAGAGAAUCCAACACCUUCUUCCCUUGCCUGCACUCGUUUACCAACACACAUGUCAGGGUUAGAGCAACUGGGGAGUUUUCCUCCAGAAGUGAGCUCUCACGCGGUGUUUCGAUGCGUGACAAUGAGUAGCACCGACGAUGCCGACGAUCAGUAUGCUUAUCAGACGGCAGUGAGCGUCGGAGGGCAUGUUUUUAAGGGAAUUCUUUACGAUCAAGGUCCUGAUAUCGACAGUGAGUACACCAUGACAGCAAUAACAGCAGGAGCAGCUGUUGAGAGUUCAGCCACCACCAACACGGCAACUUUUGCAGCUAAUACCAGUGCCGGUAGCGUCACAGCUGCUGCUUCUUCAUCAGCCACCGCAGUUUUAGACGCUUCAUCUCCAUAUGCAACUCCACUCAAAAUUUUCAUGGCUGGUACGCAGUUUUUCCCAAACCCACGAUCUUAAAAAAAAUCUCUACGGUGUUUUUCUCUUGUUCCUCUAGCUUUAUGAACGUUCUAAGCAUUUGAUGAUACAACCCGGUCCAACAUUGAAGUAGGGAGUUGUUAAUAGAGUUGAAAGGAAAACAGGAGAGAGAGAGAGAUAGAUGAUGGAGAUUUCUGUUCAUUUUGUGUGGAAAACUG
Molecule: messenger RNA, 1463 nt
Organism: Hibiscus syriacus
Lineage: Eukaryota; Viridiplantae; Streptophyta; Magnoliopsida; Malvales; Malvaceae
Product: protein SHI RELATED SEQUENCE 1-like
Exons: 2
Coding region: 322-1287 (321 amino acids)
Biological process (GO): positive regulation of DNA-templated transcription
Cellular component (GO): nucleus
Molecular function (GO): DNA-binding transcription factor activity; DNA binding
Source: RefSeq, a predicted model, not a curated record